CGCGCGGCUCGGGGUCGACCCGGACUCGCAGGGCGGUGGCCGGGCAGUUAGCGGCAGCUGAGCGAGCGCGCCGGCGGGACGGAGGACUGGCCAUGGAGCGCGAGGUCCAGCGGGUUCGCGCGGCGUUCGGGUCCGGCCGCUCGCGCCCCCUGACGUUCCGGCGGCGGCAGCUCGAGGCCCUGCGCGCGAUGGUGCAGGAGCGCGAGAGGGACAUCCUGGCGGCCAUCGCCGCCGACCUGAGCAAGAGUGAAUUCAACGCAUACAGUCAAGAAGUCAUCACCGUGCUUGGGGAAAUUGAUCUCGUGCUGGAGAAGCUUCCUGAAUGGGCUGCUGCUAAACCUGCUCAGAAGAACCUGCUCACCAUGCUGGACGAGGCCUACAUCCAGCCAGAGCCCCUGGGAGUCGUGCUGAUUAUCGGAGCUUGGAACUACCCCUUUGUCCUCACCAUCCAGCCUCUGAUAGGAGCCAUCGCUGCAGGAAAUGCUGUGAUUAUCAAGCCUUCUGAAAUAAGUGAAAAUACAGCCAAGGUCUUGGCUAAGCUCCUCCCUCAGUACUUAGACCAGGACCUGUACGCGGUGGUUAAUGGUGGCAUCGAGGAAACCACGGAGCUUCUGAAGCAGCGAUUUGACCACAUUCUCUAUACGGGAAACACCGCUGUUGGAAAAGUUGUCAUGGAAGCCGCCGCCAAGCAUCUGACCCCGGUGACCCUUGAACUGGGAGGGAAGAGUCCGUGUUACGUUGACAAAGACUGUGACCUGGACGUCGCCUGCAGACGCAUCACCUGGGGCAAGUACAUGAACUGCGGCCAGACCUGCAUCGCCCCCGACUACGUGCUCUGCGAGCCGUCCCUCCAGGACCUGAUCGUGCAGAAGGUGAAGGAGGCCGUGAAGGAAUUUUAUGGAGAAAAUAUAAAAGAAUCCCCCGACUAUGAAAGGAUCAUCAAUCUUCGUCAUUUUAAGAGGAUACGAAGUUUGCUUGAAGGACAAAAGAUAGCUUUUGGUGGGGAGACCGAUGAGGCCACACGCUACAUAGCCCCAACGAUACUCACUGAUGUGGAUCCUGAAACCAAGGUGAUGCAAGAAGAAAUUUUUGGACCAAUUCUUCCCAUAGUGCCUGUGAAGAAUGCAGAUGAGGCCAUACAGUUCAUAAAUGAACGCGAGAAGCCCCUGGCCUUCUACGUGUUUUCUCGUAACACUAAGCUCAUCAAGCGGAUGAUCGACAGGACGUCCAGCGGGGGCGUCACGGGCAACGACGUCAUCAUGCACUUCAUGCUCAGCUCCCUGCCCUUCGGAGGCGUGGGGUCCAGUGGGAUGGGAGCGUAUCACGGAAAACACAGUUUCGAUACUUUUUCGCAUCAACGUCCCUGUUUGUUAAAAAGCCUGAAGCGAGAAGGUGCAAACAAACUCCGGUAUCCUCCCAACAGCCAGUCGAAGGUAGACUGGGCGAAACUGUUCUUCCUGAAACGGCUCAACAAAGGGAAGCUCGGGCUUCUGCUGCUGACCCUCCUGGGCGUCGUGCUGGCGGCGCUCAUGAAGGCUGGAUACUGCUGAAGAGUGAUCCGUGCUGCCUCCUCAUCCUCUCUCCUGAAUUAUUCUUCUACCAAAUAGUUAAUGAACCAAUAAUUUUUAAAUCCUACCAAAAAUUGUAAGACGAUAUGCAAAUGCACCAUCGCCGAACCUAAAAGUCAUUGCCACUCACCAUUAAUAAAACUCGCUGUUUCAGCCAAAGCCCAGCGCUCUCCCGCCCAGUAGUGAGACACUCGGAGAACCCCCAUCCCUAGAGCUCUGGGCUGGGGGAGGGGA
This is a messenger RNA of Balaenoptera musculus (blue whale), 1802 nucleotides long. It is a transcript of the gene ALDH3A2, whose product is annotated as aldehyde dehydrogenase 3 family member A2. Lineage: Eukaryota; Metazoa; Chordata; Mammalia; Artiodactyla; Balaenopteridae. Gene Ontology annotation, molecular function: aldehyde dehydrogenase (NAD+) activity. Bases 93 to 1550 code for a protein of 485 amino acids. Gene Ontology annotation, biological process: aldehyde metabolic process. The transcript is spliced from 11 exons. Gene Ontology annotation, cellular component: cytoplasm. The record is from RefSeq and is a predicted model, not a curated record.